Messenger RNA from Lutzomyia longipalpis, 3029 nucleotides. RefSeq names its product centrosomal protein of 97 kDa (gene Cep97). Gene Ontology annotation, molecular function: protein binding; U2 snRNA binding. The coding region runs from base 104 to 2443 and encodes 779 amino acids. The transcript is spliced from 5 exons. The record is from RefSeq and is a predicted model, not a curated record. Gene Ontology annotation, biological process: mRNA splicing, via spliceosome. Lineage: Eukaryota; Metazoa; Arthropoda; Insecta; Diptera; Psychodidae.
UCCCCCUCCAUGGUCAGCUGUCAGUUUUCGCGAGGAGAAGUUGUUUGGUUUUGUUGAUAUAAAAUUGCUGUGUGCGAGAAAAGUGAAAAAAUAACGGCUCAGAAUGGAUGCCGAAGAUAACCGUGGGGUGUUGGAUCUGUCAAAAAAGUCCCUCAAGAAGGUCCCGAAGCAGGAUGAUGCCCAAACGGUUCGGCAUCUCAUUCUCGACGACAAUGAGCUGCAAAAGAUCGACAACAUCGACUCAUAUCUGCGGAUUGAGAAGCUCUCGCUGUGCAGGAAUCAACUCCUGCGGAUGUAUGGGGUUUGUCGCCUUCACUGCCUGCGGGAAUUGAAUCUCUCCUACAAUGGGAUCCUGACAAUUGAGGGUUUGAAGGAGCUUGCGCAGUUGCAGCAUCUCAACCUCCAGGGGAAUCACAUUAAAACCAUUGAGCACCUCAAUACCAACACGCGCCUGGAGCACCUGAAUCUCGCUGAGAAUUCCAUUGGGAGCAUUUCCGAUAUAUCCUUCCUGAAGCAUCUCAAGGAGUUAUUUUUGAAUGGGAAUCGCAUCUCGCACCUGAGGCAAUGCGAUAAGUACCUCCCGGUGAGCCUGGAGACGCUCACUGUGGCCAAGAAUAACAUUAGUGACCUCAGUGAGAUCUCCACCCUCGUGGGAUUGUGCAACCUCCACAGUAUCUCCAUCUCGGACAACCCGUGCGUCCAGAUGACGGGCUCCGCCGUGGGGUUUGACUAUCGCCCGUACGUCCUCAACUGGUGCAUGAGCGUCAAGCUGAUUGAUGGCUUCGUCGUGACGCCAAUUGAGAGCCUCAAGGCGGAGUGGCUGUACAGUCAGGGUAGGGGUCGGCAAUUCCGUGUUGGUGAGCAGCAGGCACUCACGCGCUACCUGGCCAGUGUGUGCCCACUGUCCGGAGAGACGCUCGAGAGUGAGAAGGAACGCAAAUUGCGGCUGAUCCUGAGCAAAGCGCAGCAGCAUCAGCGACAGUUGGCUGAAGAAAUCUCCAGCAAUGAACAUUCCAGUAGUAAUUCCCCCUCUUCCGGACGUCGCAGGGGUGUCUCGAGUCGCAUUCAAUCGCCCAGAUUCAAUUCCCGCCUUGGAAGCGUGCGCCAGGGUUCACCGGAUUCAAUGUCAAACAGCUACCAUGGCAACACAUCAACAAAUCCCUCCCUGGGUGAUCCGUACGCAUCAACAAAUCAACUUCUGCAGAUGACAACGUCCCUCAUUGAGAACAUCAAGAACGACAGCCUCAUGACGCAGAGUCUCGAUCCGCAGGUACUCAGCAACAAUGUCAAGAACACCACGGAGUCCACCACCCGGAGCAGCCCUCAGGGGCAACACUUCAAUGGGCAGCAAACUCACACCGGAGGUCCCCUGGCGGCUGCAUCGAAAAUGAUGCCCGUUCCCGAGUCCCUCAUGAGCCCCGAUUGCUUCCCAUCGACACAAAUUGUCCAGAAAGUCAUCCUCCAGUCCAACAAUACGACAAAAUUCUCCACGAAAACCAAAGAUAAAGCAGCUUCACCAAAAAUGAACAAAGGGAGCCCCCAUAUGCGCAGGAAUGAGAAAUCUCCCAUUUUAAGCCCGAGGAAGACGGCACCAAAGGCGCAGGAGACAAAGACCAAGGUGACAGCUAUUGUAAGUCAUCAAGAUGUCAAUAGUAGCACUGUUAGCUCGGAUGAGGAUAGUGAUCACAUCAACAUGGACAAGUUGAAGACUAUCCGGAAUAAAGCAGCUGAAAGAGCAACCAAGCAGACAAAACCAUCAGCAGAGCCUCCCCUCCUGGCCACACGUGAAACGGAAACUUCGGCAAUACUAAUUCAGAAGCUCUGGCGUGGCUAUCGCACCCGGAAGCGAACAAAGUACGUUGCAGAGAAGCUCCAGCGGAAGCGUACGCAGGACUAUAUAAAGAAGCUAACGAGUGACAUGGAGGUAACGAAGGAAGCCCUUGAGAAUGAACGGAAGAUCCAACAGCUUCAGAUGCAGGCAAUUAGUGCGCUGUGGAAGAAGGUUUCCACAAUGCAAGGCCCCACGGGGGGUGAGGGGCAGCCGCAACAGCCACUUGAGGGGAGUUCUGUGGUGCUGGAUUUAGCCAAGACGUGUUCAACGCUCACGAAUCAAGUGGCACAGCUGCAGGGAAGUAUGAAGGAUAUUGUAAAUUGCAUGACACUCUUCUGUCAACUCCCGCAUCCUGCAGCUGUGCCCGAGAUGAAGGAUUGUUCGGGUACACAGACGGAAAUUGUGGCUGUGCACACGCCACAAGUGGAGAAUCCACCAUUUCCUUUUGGGGCACUGCAUCAGCGUAUCUCAAGGCCAUCGACACUGCCACUGGAGACACCAGAAGCAUCCCAGGCGGCUGUGGAGGCACUCGAAGAUGACAUUCCGGAUGCUGUGGAGGCGCGAGAUGGUGAGAAAGUCACCACUGAAGAUGCCCCGGAGGCCAAAGAGUGAAGGAAAAUGUUGGUGGAGUCCCCAUUUCCUGUAGAAAUUCCCAAAUUCUCCUUUUCUUACAACACUUUUUACCAUCCCCACCGUUUUUUCUUCAAUCCACCCACAUUUAGGGCAUUUUUUGAAUAAUGUAGUACAUUCCCUCCUCCCCAAAAAAAUCCCCCUUUAAGCUCCCAAAGAAUCCAGUUAGUAUGCCGUAGUGGCUUUCAGUGUCCUUUCUCUGUAAUAAUGUACCUCCUCCCCCAGCCACCUGCCUCAGGAUAAAAAGGAGGAAGAAAGAAUAUUAAGCAUUGUUUUCAAUAUUUAUUUCGUCUCUUAGAAAGAGCCAAUUUAGCAAACAAAAAAAAAGUAGAAUUUAGGAAAAAAGAAAUUAAUUUUCCCAGUUUUCUCUCGCGCGUUCACUUUUUGAGACAUAAAUGCACGCAAAAUUGGGCAGCAAAGGCCGAAAGAAGGAUAAAAUGUGCUUUACGACUUUACAACAAUUUAAUCAACUUUAUAAAGUGAUUAAAAAGAAAAAAAAUUAACUUAUAUUAAAUGUAAUUAUAUUGAAAAGUUUUCAAAAUAAAAAUUCAAUGCAUUCCGGAAGAAA